Molecule: messenger RNA, 588 nt
Organism: Naegleria lovaniensis
Lineage: Eukaryota; Heterolobosea; Eutetramitea; Acrasida; Naegleriidae
Exons: 1
Coding region: 1-588 (195 amino acids)
Biological process (GO): DNA recombination; DNA integration
Molecular function (GO): DNA binding
Source: RefSeq, a predicted model, not a curated record
AUGGAGAAAUAUCAACCUUCAUCCGAGAAGGACAAAUUUGAAAAACUCCUGAUUGCAACCACCAUGAUCAUUGGAUUCCGCACACUCUUUCGUCCCUCAGACAUUGCUUCUAUUAAAUGGUGUGACAUUACCUGGGACAAACCAAAGAAGGGUUGGAUUCAAAUAAUUAAUUCAGGUCACAAAACCGACAAGAUGAAUCUCGAUAAAGAUCCCAUCAUAAUCGAACCAGCCCCAAACCAAAAGUACUGCCCAGUGAAAUUAAUCACAUCAUACAGAGACCAAGUCCACCACUUCAAAGAAAGAAAUAGUCCUUUCCUCUCCUUUACCGACAAUCGAUUCCUAACAUCCAACCACAAAUGCGAAUUCAUGAAGAAAGUGAGAAAAAUCCUUAACAAUAAGGAAAAUAUUCUAGGGCACUCCCUUAGAAUUGGAGCAGCUUCCAAACUCACCGAAGAAGGAGAAUCGUUGGAUGUGAUCAUGCAUGCAGGUAAAUGGAAAUCAAACGCCUGUAAUGCAUACACUAGGAAUAUUGCUUUAGCAAAUAGAGGACUUUCGAACACACUUUUCAAUAAGGAAGACAACCUCUGA